AACAGGCUAGUUGUUGACACAGAGUCACAAAAACCAAAUACUGACUGAUCUUCCUGUAACCUUACACUUCUGCUCAGCCUCACAUCAGCAGCAGUGCAGCUCUUAUCAUUCACGCAUUUGACACACAUCUUGACAGCUGCACUGGUUUCACUGUUUUCUCUUUUCUGGACUGAGUGUCUGUUAAUGAAGAGAUGAACACUGCUGAGAAAAUCCUUUCUGUUUGCUUUCUCCUGCAAGGUGUUUGCUGUAGAGAUUUCAGUAUCAGUUUGCCAGAGAAGAUUCAAGCUCUCAAUGGAUCCUGUGUGAUUAUAAAGUGCAGAUUUGACAUUAAUGAAACAUAUGAUAAAGACAUCUCUGAGAGAGCUGCUGGAGUCUGGUAUAAAGACAAACAUGAUAGGAUCAGCAGCCCAGUGUUUAACUCAUCAAUGCAGAACUCUUUUAUUAAAGGGAAAAUAACUGGAAAGUUAAAAGAUAAGGACUGUAACACUGUCUUUUAUGAUGUCACAUCAAAUCACAGUGGUCAGUAUUUCUUCAGAAUUGAGGGUGAAGGUGGACUGAAAUGGACCUACAGAAAAGGCAAUGUUUCAGUAAAUGUGAUCGAGUCUCCAGUGAAUCCGCGAGUUGUGCUGUAUGUGGAUGGGCAGGAGCUGCAGGGUCAGCAGGAGGUGUUGGAGGGCAGAUCUGUGAGUCUGCGCUGCUCUGCUGAGACUCUCUGCUCUUCUCCUCCAGCAACUCUCACAUGGAGCUCCACUGCCAAAAUCCCCCUCAGUAAGAGCAGCAAACUAAAGGAGCUCAUCAUCUCUGAUCUGAACUUCACUGCUGCUCCACGGCACCACAGAGUCACUUUCACCUGCUCUAUAAGCUACCAGCUGCAGAACAAGAACAGAACAGCUCACAGCAGCAUCACAUUACAUGUGCAGUAUGCUACUCAGAUCUCAAACUCCAGCUGUUCCAGUACUAAUGUAACUGUGUGUUUCUGUGAGGUUGAUGGGAAUCCCUAUCCUGUAGUGGAAUGGUAUCUGUCUGGACGCCCCGUCUCAAACUCUUCAAGCACGUUCAUCAGUAAAGAGCGAUUGAGCAACACAAGCUUGAGGAGCUUCAUCUCUCUACAUCAGUCUCUCACACACUCAAACACUCUGCUGUGUGUCAGUAAAAACACUCAUGGCAAUGCAACUCAACUGUUUCAUCUGGACUUCAUCAUUCAAAAAGAAAGUAGAACUCUACUCUUUAUUCUGAUUGGAGCUGCUGCUGGGGCUUUGGUGGUUGUGAUGUUGUGUGCCGUUACAUAUACAUGUGUCCGAUUGUCCACCAAGCUGAAGGCUCAGACAGAGACAGUAGACACUUAUGCUUCUCUUCAGCUCUCUGCUGCUCAAAACUUGGAAUAUGAUACUCUGAACAUUAAGAAAAGAGAAGACACAAAAUAAAAAACAAUGUUCACUUUGAUUUCUUUACUCAGUUGUUCUUUCUUGAUUAAAAAAAUCCAAAAGCAAAGAAUUACUUUACAUGAUUAAUUUCACAUGAUUUAAUAUCUGAAAAAAUUAAAUGUACUUUUUGUACAUAUUUAACUAGAUUCAAACGAAUAUUUAGUUGUUUUAAUAAUAAACACUUAUUUUCACAUUCAGACUUGUUUACAGCUGAGUUGUGCUAAGAAAUUGAAAUGAACAGAUCUUAACGUUAUGUGUAUGCAGUGUAUUAAUUGUUUAAAUAAAAUGUUUUUGUAAAAUAUAAUAUUAUAUUUUAAUUGCAUAUAUGUACUUAUACUGCUUGUUUUUCUCUAGUCUGUAUCCAUCUGCUUUCUGAAAUUAAAGACGAUCAUCAUAAAUA
Molecule: messenger RNA, 1824 nt
Organism: Danio rerio (zebrafish)
Lineage: Eukaryota; Metazoa; Chordata; Actinopteri; Cypriniformes; Danionidae
Source: RefSeq, a predicted model, not a curated record